This is a messenger RNA of Ictidomys tridecemlineatus (thirteen-lined ground squirrel), 1188 nucleotides long. It is a transcript of the gene Rnf186, whose product is annotated as ring finger protein 186. Gene Ontology annotation, molecular function: ubiquitin protein ligase activity. Gene Ontology annotation, cellular component: endoplasmic reticulum membrane. Gene Ontology annotation, biological process: protein autoubiquitination; protein K29-linked ubiquitination; proteasome-mediated ubiquitin-dependent protein catabolic process. Lineage: Eukaryota; Metazoa; Chordata; Mammalia; Rodentia; Sciuridae. The record is from RefSeq and is a predicted model, not a curated record.
GGAGAAAAGGGACAUAGCUGCUGUCACAGGCCGGGGAGGCUGGAGGGAUCCGGCACGGGGUCAGGAUCCACCCAAGUCGGGGAGGCGCUGGCUGACACUUCCCGUCCAUGCCCAGGUGCCCAGCAGGCAUUUGCCACCGGCUCUGUGCCCACGAUGUCCUGCACGGAGGCCCAGCAACAGCUGCCACCCAUCUCCGCAGGAGCUACUGCCACCGCCACCGUGACUUCGGGGUCCACCGGAUGUCACCGUGGCUCCACAGAAGGCGACCUGGAGUGCCUGGUGUGUCGGGAGCCCUACAGCUGCGCCCGGUGCCCCAAGGUGCUGAGCUGCCAGCACACCUUCUGUGCCGUCUGCCUGAAGCUCCUGCUGUGCGUGCAGGACGACAGCUGGGUGGUCACCUGCCCGCUGUGUCGAAAGCCCACCACUGUCCCUGGAGGUCUCAUCUGCAGCCUGCGUGACCAGGAGACGGUGGUGGGGCAGUUGGCCCAGCCAUGCCUGGAAGUGCGGCUCUGUCCCCAGGGGCUGGCGGGUGCCACAACUUCAGAGGCAGGGCAUCACCCCAGCUUGGCAGGAGAAGAGGAGCAAGAUGCGGCAAGUGCCAACCGCGUGGCGGCCCGACGCCUGGCAGUGCACCUGCUCCUGCUGGUCCUGCUCAUCAUCCUCAUCCUGCCCUUCAUCUACCCAGGCGUCAUCCGGUGGGUGCUGGCCAUCAUUAUGGCCCUGGCCUUGCUGAUGUCCACCCUGUUCUGCUGUUACCCCCACAGCCAGGGCAGCCACUGGCCCUGCCCCAGGACUCUCCUCUGCAGAGAGCAGAAACAUAGCCAGAUUGCCUCCAUCGCCUGAGAGGCCCGGGCCCUGGCAGCCCUGGCAGCCCCUCUGCCUCUUGGGCCCCCUGACGUUCACUGCCAGCAGGGUAAGAGGCUACGAACCCUGGGAGAUGACUGCCAGCCGGACUUGCAUGUCAAAGCUAGGAUGGCCGACUCAGGUUAAGAACUCUGUGCUGGGACAGUGGGCUCACACCUGCCCUUGGUGUAGCGUGGCUAAACUGUUGGCGGGUGGGGAGGAGGCACCAACUGCUUGGAUGCCACAAAGCGGAGCUUCCCGUUGCUCUUACUCCAUGGUGCCUGGUUUCCUGUGUCACUUGAUGCAAGUACUGCAGUAUUGACCUCAGUGCAGAACAAACAGAAC